Messenger RNA from Myzus persicae (green peach aphid), 1013 nucleotides. Its product is annotated as dynein light chain roadblock-type 2-like. Gene Ontology annotation, biological process: microtubule-based movement. Gene Ontology annotation, molecular function: dynein intermediate chain binding. The transcript is spliced from 4 exons. The record is from RefSeq and is a predicted model, not a curated record. Gene Ontology annotation, cellular component: cytoplasmic dynein complex; cytoplasm; centrosome. Bases 170 to 472 code for a protein of 100 amino acids. NCBI's taxonomy places the organism in Eukaryota, Metazoa, Arthropoda, Insecta, Hemiptera, Aphididae.
GAGCCUCUGUUGUUUAUCACUAAUUAUUUUCGACAAACUUAGUAAAAACUCCCUUUAUAAAUAAAACAUAUUUCAAGAGUAUUACCUAUACAUUUUAACUCGGCGUUUUGGCGUUCCGUUAUUCUAUUACAUCAUAGUAUACACAUUGGAAUACCUAUUCUAAAUAAAAAUGGCUAGCGAAGUCGAAGAUACUUUGAAACGCAUUCAAUCUCAUCGUGGUGUCAUCGGUACAAUUGUAGUAAAUAACGAAGGCAUUCCUAUUAAAUCGACUUUAGACAAUUCAACUUCGGUUCAAUAUGCUGGAUUGAUACAGCAGUUAGCUGAUAAGGCUAGGAGUGUCGUGAGAGAUUUGGAUCCAUCCAACGAUUUGAUGUUCUUGAGAAUGCGUACUAAAAAACAUGAGAUAAUGGUGGCACCAGAUAAAGAUUUUAUAAUGAUUGUUAUUCAAAAUCCAACAGAAGCACAGUCAUAAGAGAACAAUUUUUAAAUAAUAUAGCAAAUCAUAAAAUGCACUUAAAUUUAAUUCUAAAUAACAUCCAAAAAAAAGAUAUUUGUAAAUAAUUAUUAGUUAAUUACAAAUAAUAUUGUACAUAUUAAGUAUUGAUUUUUAUAAUUUUAUAUAAUGCUUACAAGCUUUUAAUUUUUUUUUCUUCUACAACUAUUUAUUUAUUUAUAUUAAUGUUCAUUUUUCUUCUUCUUGGUUGAACAUUAUAUAUGUCAGCAUGUCGGUUUUUUUCGAUAUUUCAAUAUUUAAGCAUGGCGUUAUGAGUUUAGUAAGUAUUGCAAUUUAAAAAUCUUAUUUAAAAAUUUAAAUUUCCUAAACAACCGACAUAAAACACAGAUAACAGAUAAUAUUCUUGCUUUUAAGUUUGAUAGUAAGUAGGCCUCACUCUGACAGCACAACAUUGGUUUGUUGCGUGCUCUUACACAUGACAAUUGGACGCAAGAACACUAUAUGAUGAUGAUUCUAUUUUCAUGUUUUGUAUUAUUAAAAAUGUUCUUGAAUAUUUGUA